Messenger RNA from Arachis duranensis, 408 nucleotides. RefSeq lists its product as uncharacterized. Bases 1 to 408 code for a protein of 135 amino acids. Lineage: Eukaryota; Viridiplantae; Streptophyta; Magnoliopsida; Fabales; Fabaceae. The transcript has 2 exons. The record is from RefSeq and is a predicted model, not a curated record.
AUGGCGCCGCCUAGUAGCGGUGGCAGCGACGAGCCUCGCGGUGGAGCAGCGGGUGGAGCAGGCAGGGGGCAGUGGUGCCGAGCGAGCGGGAAGCGGGGCGCAAGGCCGCCGGCGACAAUGGGGUCGCAGCGGUGGUUCGGUGGAGGCAGGGGUGUUGAGAGGGGAGUGAAGAGAGAGGAGGCGAAGGGAGAAAGGGAGGAGAAAAGAAGGUGGGUUGCGGCGGCAAGGUCGGCGCCGGACGGAGGUGGAAGCGGCGGUUGCAGAGUUCAGGAGGGUGGCAAUGGAGGUUGGAGAGAGGGAGAGGGAACGUUGGGGAAGGAGGGGAGGAAUGAGGGACGCGGCUGCGCUAGGGUUCGCGUCCCUGGGGUUAACAAAACGCAAAACGGCAGCGUUUUGCUGCACAGCUAA